This is a messenger RNA of Aegilops tauschii subsp. strangulata, 3330 nucleotides long. Lineage: Eukaryota; Viridiplantae; Streptophyta; Magnoliopsida; Poales; Poaceae. The record is from RefSeq and is a predicted model, not a curated record.
AUGCUCGAUGACGACCUCUCCCGCCGCGUCGACUCCCGCCACUUCCUCAACGUCGACACCGGGCGCUUCCUGUGCAAGGACCUGCCCCUGAACAACGGCUACAACUACAUCGGCGCGGCGGAGGGCCUCCUCGUUUUAGAAAUGGCUCACGGGCGCUCCAUGGUUGGCUUCCCUUCAAGCCUUGCAUCUCAUCGCUUUCGCUGCCACGUCGCCAUGGGCGCCGGCAUGACGGCGCCGCUGCUCUUUCUCUUCUCGUCUGACAGCAGACGAUGGUGUGACCCGAGUCAUCCUUCCCCAAGGUGGUUUAGGAUGGAGCACAUAAGCAGCACCCCGAUCUGCACGGUGGUGUCCUUGGAAAGCCCGGUAUACAUCACUGACAUGGGCGGGUCGGUUAUGGUUGUGGAUUGCUUGGAAGGUCACAAGAAGCCUGAGAUCACUACCAUCAUCCGUAGAAGCAAUGCAUUAGGGCAAAACUUCCUCGUGGAUAAUGCUGGGGAGUUGUUGCUUGUGUGUGUGCCGUGGUGGCAGUGGCACUCAAUAUAUGCCAAGCGCACGCAUGUCUUCAAGGUUGACUUGGAGGGCAAGGUCCUGGAGCCGGUCAGGAGCAUCGAAAACCGUGCUAUCUUCCUAGGUCGCCGUUGUUGUCUCUCCGUCAACGUUGAUCAUCUUCCUGCCAUCCAAGUACAAGUGCAGCUCCCGUACUGCAACUCUUUUGGCAGGACAGGUCAAUGGAUUUGGCAGCUCUCAUCCGUUACACCACGGUUCCUGCCGCUGUGUGCGUCCGACGACCGGCUUGUCCCGGGCAAGCCGCUCCGCGCUGGGACCACCAUCGUCUCCGACGGUGGUGACUUCGCCUUGGGAUUCUUCACCACGUCCAAUUCUACGUCAUAUCUCGGCAUAUGGUACAACGGCAUCUCAGAGCUAACCGCGGUAUGGGUCGCGAACCGUGAAACCCUGGUCAACAACAAUACCUUCUCCCGGCCGACCCUCUCCCUCACCAACACCUCAAAUCUUGUUCUGUCCAAUGGCAAUGGCACCGGCCGUGUCAUUUGGACGACGAACAACAUUGCUACUGCGCCGGGCUCAUCUCCCUCGACAGCCGUGCUGUUGAACACCGGCAACCUCGUCCUCCGCUCACCAAAUGGCACCAUGUUGUGGCAGAGCUUCGACCACCCAACUGACACGUUCCUCCCCGGCAUGAAGAUCGGGCUCAGAUACAAAACGCGAACCGGGGAUCGCCUGGUGUCCUGGAAGGGCCCCAACGACCCCUCUCCAGGGCGUUUCUCCUACGGCGGUGACCCGGCUACGUUCCUCCAGAUAUUCAUCUGGGAUGGAGCACGACCUGUGUACCGCAACAUCCCAUGGACAGGGUUCCGGGUGAAGAGCGAACACAAGUACCAGCAGGCGGAUCCAAACGCUAGCGCCAUCAUCGCCUACAUGGCUGUCGUCAAUACCGACGAGGAGAUCUACGUGACCUACAGCCUCUCCCACGGUGCUGCACGUACCAGGUAUGUACUGACCUACUCCGGCGAGUACCGACUCGAGAGUUGGAGCAGCAGGUUGUUGAAGUGGACUGUCCUCGCCAAGUGGCCACCCACCGACUGCACCCGCUACGGCUACUGUGGCUCGUAUGGGUACUGCGACGCUACGGCGGCGCCCGUACCGACGUGUAAGUGCCUCGACGGCUUCGAGCCGACGAGCAGGGAGGAAUGGGACGGUGGCAGGUUCUCAAAGGGGUGCCGACGAACGGUGCCAUUACGCGGGUGCGGCGACGGCUUCAUCACCAUGCCAUUGAUGAAGUCGCCGGACAGGUUCACGUUUAUCAGCGGGAACGAGAGCACAUUGGAGGAGUGUGCAGCGGAGUGCGGCCGUAAUUGCUCCGGUGUGGCAUACGCGUUCGCCAACUUGGGCAGCGCUAGGUCAGGAGGAGACAUGACGAGGUGCUUGGUGUGGGCCGGGGAGUUGGUUGACGGUGGGAAGAUAGGUGAAGUGCCUGGUGGGAACACGCUCUACCUUCGCCUCGCAGGCCUGGAAGCACUACAUGGACCAGCGGGGCGUCACGAAAGGAGCAAUGCAGCAGUGAUUGCAUUAGGAACAAGUGUUGUUAUUCUACUCACGUGCAUUUUCGUGGUAUGGUUAAAGUUCAAAGGUACACCUAGUGGAAAUGCCAACUCUACAUAUGCUCCACAUCGAUGGGGUCUGAAAAACCCAAGUGAUGGCAAGAAAACAAAGCUGAGAAAGGACAACAACAAGAUAACAUUUGAUGAUAUGAGUACCUCUUAUGAACUUGAGGACGGAAACCCUCCCCAUGAUCAUGAAUUAGCAUUUGUGAGACUUGAGGAAAUAGCCCAAGCAACAGACAAUUUCUCCGAAACAUGUUUGAUUGGACAGGGAGGCUUUGGAAAAGUUUAUAAGGGAUUCUUAGGUGGUAAGGAAAUUGCUGUAAAAAGGCUAAGUAUGGAUUCUCAACAAGGAACGGAAGAAUUCAGGAAUGAAGUAAUUCUUAUUGCCAGACUACAACAUAGAAACUUGAUUCGACUUCUUGGAUAUUAUGGCGAGGGAGCUGAAAAGUUGCUGAUUCAUGAGUAUCUACCCAAUGGGAGCUUAGACGCUAACCUUUUUGAUGAUUCAAGGAAAAUGUUGUUGGAUUGGGAAACACGGUUUAGUAUAAUCAAAGGGGUCGCAAGAGGAUUGCUUUACCUCCACCAAGAUUCAAGAAUGACCAUAAUCCAUAGAGAUCUCAAAGCUGCAAAUGUUUUACUAUAUGCAGAAAUGAAACCCAAGAUAGCGGAUUUCGGUAUGGCAAGGAUCUUUUGCGAUAACCAGCAAAAUGCAAAUACCCAACAUGUUGUCGGAACAUAUGGCUACAUGGCUCCUGAGUAUGCAAUGGAAGGCAUCUUUUCUGCCAAGUCCGAUGUCUACAGCUUCGGCGUAUUACUACUAGAGGUUGUAACUGGUAUAAGGCGAAGCUUCAAUAGUCAACCCAUGGUGAAAGAACAUGCGGUGCCCCCAUGUUUGGUUUUGUCAUGGAAUAUGUGGAAGGAAGGGAAGACAGAGGCACUGUCAGACUCAUCUAUCAUGGAUACUUGUUCACCUGAUGAAGUUUCGCUUUGCAUCCAUGUAGCCCUCUUGUGUGUACAAGAGAACCCAGAUGACGAUAGGCCAUUGAUGUCAUCCGUUGUGUUCGUUCUAGAGAACGGAAGCACCACACUUUCGAACCCAAACCAACCCACCAACUUUGUUGGACGCAAUAUUGAAAUGGAGCGCAUAAGAGAUGAUAUUCAGCACUCUAUGAACAGUUUUACUCUUACCGAGAUACAGGGACGGUGA